AUGGAAGCAAUCGUCGACUUCUUGAUCUGGGCUAGCCUUAUGCCGGGGCUGUUGUUUGCUACUUGGGGCGGAGUAUUCAAUGUGUGGCAGAGAGCCGUUGCUGGUUCGGGCAUGAUUAUGUGCGACUCGAGCCCCGACUUUUUCAGCAAGGUGUGCUCCCCGGAAUUGUACAGAAUUGGAGCGCUUGAGCUUGCGGGCAUCGUGUUUGCGGUGCCGGUUUUGAUGCUGCACGUCUUCCUCUUCACGCACGGCGUCAUCGAGAGAUGUGGGCGAUUUCGACUCUCCAAGCGCGCGCAAAUGAUCAAGGAUCUGGAAGAUAAUACGUAUACGUACAAUAACGGUCAUUCUCGAUAUCCUUGA
Messenger RNA from Talaromyces atroroseus, 360 nucleotides. RefSeq lists its product as hypothetical. Bases 1 to 360 code for a protein of 119 amino acids. The record is from RefSeq and is a predicted model, not a curated record. NCBI's taxonomy places the organism in Eukaryota, Fungi, Ascomycota, Eurotiomycetes, Eurotiales, Trichocomaceae. The transcript is spliced from 2 exons.